This is a messenger RNA of Colossoma macropomum (tambaqui), 5582 nucleotides long. RefSeq names its product G protein signaling modulator 1b (gene gpsm1b). The transcript is spliced from 14 exons. NCBI's taxonomy places the organism in Eukaryota, Metazoa, Chordata, Actinopteri, Characiformes, Serrasalmidae. Gene Ontology annotation, molecular function: protein binding; GTPase regulator activity. The coding region runs from base 247 to 2175 and encodes 642 amino acids. The record is from RefSeq and is a predicted model, not a curated record.
GGGACAGCUCAGCAACUCAGCAGGUCGCCAGACUGCCUCACGUUCAUGUGUAGUGCUGAGAUCAAACGCUGUGAAUGUCAGGGAAAGCAUAGCCUUUGUAUGAGACGGAAGGGUAUGUCGCUUUAAGCGGGCGAACAUAUGUUAACAUGAUCGGCUAAUCGUCUUGCAGGGCACAGUGUGUUGCACCAGUAAAGAAUGAGGGGACUUUGACAGUGACAGGACUCCCUGCUGUGAUGUGCGUGUGUUAUGAUGGAGGCAUCUUGUCUGGAGCUGGCUUUGGAAGGAGAGAGGCUUUGUAAAGCAGGAGACUUUAAAGGUGGGACAGCCUUCUUUGAGGCUGCCGUUCAGGUGGGGACCGAAGAUCUAAAGACCCUGAGUGCCAUUUACAGCCAGCUGGGCAAUGCAUACUUCUACCUCAAAGAGUACGGCAAGGCUCUUGAGUACCACCGACAUGAUCUCACGCUGGCCAGGACAAUAGGAGACAGGAUAGGGGAGGGGAAAGCGAGCGGGAACCUGGGCAACACUCUGAAGGUCCUUGGACGCUACGAUGAAGCGGCCGUGUGUUGUCAGAGACACCUGGACAUCUCCCAGGAGCAAGGAGACAAGGUUGGAGAGGCCAGGGCUCUGUAUAACAUCGGUAAUGUUUUCCAUGCUAAAGGAAAGCAGCAGCUGUGGGGCUGCUCGCAGGAGCCUGGAGACCUGCCGGCCGACGUUAGAGACACCCUGCAGAGAGCUACUGCUUUCUACGAAAUGAACCUCUCGUUGGUGAAAGAGUUAGGGGACCGGGCGGCCCAGGGCCGGGCUUUCGGUAACCUUGGCAACACCCACUACCUGCUGGGUAAUUUUGUCGAGGCCAUCAAGUUCCACCGGGAGAGACUUUCCAUCGCCAAGGAAUUCGGUGAUAAGGCAGCGGAACGGAGAGCGUACAGCAAUCUUGGCAAUGCGCUCAUUUUCUUGGGCCAGUUCACCUCUGCAACGGAGUACUACAGGAAGACGCUGCAGCUGUCCCGGCAGCUGAAGGACCAGGUGAUGGAGGCACAGGCGUGUUAUAGUCUGGGGAACACCUACACACUGCUGCAGCAGUAUGACCGUGCCAUCGACUACCACCUCAAACACCUGCUCAUCGCACAGGAGCUCAACGACAGGGUCGGGGAAGGCCGUGCGUGCUGGAGUCUGGGAAAUGCCUACGUGUCUUUAGGAAACCACAGACAGGCCCUGCACUAUGCCCGUAAACACCUCGACAUCUCAAGAGAGAUCGGGGACAGGAAUGGAGAGCUGACGGCCAGGAUGAACGUGGAGCAGCUGAUGGAGGCUCUUGGGGUGAAAGAGGGGGAUCUUUCUCCUUGCGGUUCAGAGUUUGAGAUGCAAGGAGCCAGGCCAAAGUUCACCAAAAGGAACAGCAUGGACAGUGUUGACCUUUGGAAGUACAGUUCUGAAAAGAAUGGAGAUGGACAGGAUAUGGACGGCAUGUCCAGAAGGUCUAAAAGUCAGAUGUCUCAGUCCAGCCGGAGGAAGGGCUAUUCAGACAGCCAGUCGUCAGACGACAGACAGUGGCUGGACUCGCCUGUGGACAUGGAUGACAUCACUGUGCAAGUGCCACCUCCGAAGCUGGGUCGCGACCCCUCAGAUGAAGACUGCUUCUUUGAUCUGCUCAGCAAGUUCCAGAGCAGCCGCAUGGAUGACCAGCGCUGCCACCUCGACGAGGGAGCAAACGGACAGGAUGCAAGCGGUUCCUCCAGAGACUCCGCCCUCAACGACAUGCUCGAAGCCAGCCUCCUCACCUCUCCUCAGACGGAGGAACUCUUUGACCUGAUUGCGAGCUCUCAGAGCCGGCGGCUGGAUGACCAGCGGGUGAGUGUCAGCAACCUACCAGGUCUGAGGAUCACCCACAAUAACCUGGGCCACCUCUGCGCCGACCCCGACCCACAAGAGCCCAGCGACGACUUCUUCAACAUGCUCAUCAAGUGCCAGUCCUCCAGAAUAGACGACCAGCGCUGCUCUCCUCCCGAGGGGGGCCCGCGAGCCCCCACCGUCCCAGACGAAGACUUCUUCAGCCUGAUCCAGAGGGUCCAGGCCAAAAGGAUGGACGAACAGCGCGUCCAGCUGCCCUCAGACAACCAGGGCCAGAGUGACCAGCAGGAUGAAGAUGACCCUGCUGCUGGAGACUCCAGCUAAGCAGGUCCAGCUGAGGAGGGACGAAGAAAGCGAGAGAACUGAGCCUAAAACUGCAAAAGCCAGGACUGAAUGAUGGAGGGAUGGAUUUCAAUCACGACUAUGUUCUCUCGAGCCGACGAGAGGAGCUCUGAAGUACGCUUCGGCGAGACGGCGACGUGCAUUUGCCAACUUUAAGUGUGCACCUGGUGAUCAAAUAGCAUUGAGUGUUAGCGUUAGCAUUGAGCCUCACUGGGUGCACCAUUCUAAAUGCACCUUAUGUGACUUAUCAGCCACAAACGACCAGCAACGAUUGCUCAAAUGCUAAGUGAUUUUCAUUGAACUGCCCAUGCGCCAUUAGCCUACUUCUGGGCUAGUAUUGAAGUGGGGACUAGCUAGCGGCUAGCGGCUAACUACUGAGAUCUAUCCCACGUUUCUGAAACAUCGCUAUUGCUAAAGUCUCCAAAUCUCUGGUUUGGAAGUGCCACAGGACUUUUAUCAUGUUCCUCUUGCAUAUACUGCCUUAAUUCAAUUCACGGACUCCGAUUGUAUUCUCUAGUGCUGGAUACUCUCUUUGCGAGUGCGUUUCAAAGAAGCUUCAUUUCGUUUCGGACGACAGUGUUACUAUUCCAGAGGCCGUGGCAUGUUCAGUCUCAGUGUUAGGUAGCUGCUAUCUUCACCCCUUUUUUGAAACCAGAAUACAUUUCGAACUCAGCAUUGUUGUUUAUUGUACUGUUCAUUAUCCACCCAACGCCAUCAUUGUAAAAACCUCAUUAGGAAUAGGGCUGUUUUUUCUGCUUUCAUUUUCUUUUUUAUGUUAAGGAUCAUGUAAAGUGUGUAUUUAUUGCAAUGGUUAAAAAAAGACUGACAUUAGCAAAGACUGUGAAUAAUCGACAGUUUAAAAUAUAGAAUAAUUAUGGCAGACAGGGCCACAUAAAACGAUGCAACAACCAUGCUCGAGAAAUCUUAUAUAAAUAAGCUCCUGCAAGAGCGACCCAGUCUAACUGCAUCAGUGUUGUUUCAUAAGUGAUGCUUUUACAAAGUGGUCCACUGAUGCAGUUGAGUAAUAUCGACAGGCCGCUUAACAUGCUAGUUGUGAUCGGUUGCUAGCUUGUUUUCUGCUGUUGGUCUGAUUUCAGUUCAGCUGUUGAAGGGGAAUUUCACCUCUUUUUUUAAAUUUCUUCUGAAUUGUCAACCUGAACAGUCAUUCAGGGUGGUUUGGUGUGAAGUGGUUCAUUUUAGAAGCUCUGAUUUCUUUACAGUAGUGGUGAUAGGAACCAGGGGUCGCCAUGACUACAAUACAAAUGUAGACAUUUUUUAAUCUAAUUUUUAUAUCUAAUGCUGAUGAUGGUAAACUAGAUCCGAAAAAAAAAGUUUGGGACUAUUUGGGGACUGUUUUGCCUCACAACGGCCUGCAUGUACCACUCCGCCAUGAAUAUGAUUUAAAAAGUACUUUUAGGCCAAAAUCUAGUCAGACAUCAGGCAGCGUAUUCAUAACCAUUUCAUGCGAGGAAGCUUUUAGAGGUGGACGUCUGGUUCCUAUCACCACCACUGUGAACAAUUCCCACUCUUAAGUUUCUCCAGACCGGAGCAUUUCACACCAAACCACUCUGAAUGACUCUGUUUACAUCUUAACCGUUUAAUUAUAAACAUUUAAUUUAAUUGUUGUUGAAAAUUUGGUGGAUGUCCCCUUUAAGCCCAGUUCCCACUUAUCUGACAGAGGCAAAACAAAGAGUUUUAGUAUAUUGUAGACUGUGGUUCUCAAAACAAUCACUAAAACCCGGCAUCCACUCUGAAACAGCAGUUAAAGAGUAAAUUUUUUGAAAUACAAGAUGAUAAAAUGCACCAUUGUUCAGUAAAUAAUUUAAUUUAUGAUUAAAAUUUAUCACAAUAAAUACUUUUUCCACCAAAAAAUGUGGGCUAGGGAUGCAAACAACCACAUUAAGGCCCACUACAAAGCAAAUUUUUACUUUGGAGCAUUAAAGGCCCAAGGAAAAUCAUAUUUUUCUCAAUUUAAUCAAAUUGGAGUUUGAAGCCAAUUCAAAAUUCAGCUUUUAUGAUGUCACAAAAACGAACAUGUUAAUGUAUAUCCACCUAUUCAGCCCACAGCAGUUUAGCCCCCCCCAUUCACACUGAAGUUAUUAAGAAGUGUUUCAGCAAGUACUGUUUUUUUGAAUGAAGUGCAAUACAUGGCAGCCAAUCAGAACAGAGGUGAUUUACAUGUGUCAGUCUUAAAGGCCCAGUCUGUUUAAUUAUAACUAAACAGAUGGCGUCUCUUCAGUGAUAAACUCUGUAAAAAUGAUUUUUAUAAAAUAAUACAAAGAGCGUCCAAGAUUUUUGGCUUUCAGCAGUAAAUUGUAAGCAUAUAGCAAUAUGUGUAUGAUCAUAAAACACGUUCUGUAAAUCUGAGGGGAGCUUUUACAAUAAAUAAAUAAAUAAAAUAAAAAAUUACAUUUAUUUCAUGCAGUUACUGAAUAAUCUCCCUUAUGAUUUAGUCAUGUAAAUUCAAAUGGACAAACCAAAAUAUACCCUGGAGAAUAAUUAAACUGCCAGCAUCUGAUCCUGAUCCAAGUCUUAAAACAUUCUAAAACAGUUUUGUCUGGUGGGAUGAGAGCGAACUGGGCUUUAAGCGCAUUGAAACUCCGCUGACUGUUACACCUGGAACAGCCCAACAGUGAGUGAGUGCACUGCCACCUUGCGGUUAUGAGUGUCCGAGUCAGCUGCCGGUUUUAUUGGCCUCCUUUCUGGAGCAGUGCUGAAAUACUUGCUCUGAGAUGUACGAGAUUCAAGCACUUUUUAAUGAUGUAAAUGCAAGAAAAUUGCUGUGUAGAUGUAGUCAUUCAGUUUUUUAGGCUUACUUUAACUGUUUAAUUUGUUUUUCCCCGUAAACUGAUGUUAGUGCCUAGUGUGAAUAUGGACAGUCAUCUUUUAGUCGCUGCAUUUUAGGCCCCAGUUGCAUUCAGUGGACCUACAGAGACAGAAUUAUUAUGCAUAAUAUUAUAUAUUAUACUAAGGACACCUUAAAGGCAUCCAUAACUGUACACCUUACAGACAUAUAACAGUUGAGUAAGUUUACACAUUACUGAAGCCCGAUUAGUUUAGCUUAAAAAAAAUAAAUUUUAAAUUUUAUUGACUACAUUUUACGUAAGCCUGUUAUGAUUUAAGAAGUAUAACUGGUAACUCUUUAGCGCAGGGCAAACAUAAGUACAAAACAAGAAAGCUUUUUGCUCUUUCUCUGGCUGAAGUAUAAGCUGUAAUUUUUCCAUUCCUAAUGAAUCAUUUCAACACUUAAUAUAAUUAAUAUAUGAUACUCUAACAGGAGAUCCGGUACGCUUUUGAAAGGUCACUGCCAUAAUGUCCAUUUUUGUAUUUAUUUUCUGUUUGUGGACAUGCACGUCCACUUGUUUUAAUAAAACAUUGAUGAAACAUUA